Messenger RNA from Anarrhichthys ocellatus (wolf-eel), 3329 nucleotides. It is a transcript of the gene lmbr1l, whose product is annotated as limb development membrane protein 1-like. The transcript has 17 exons. Gene Ontology annotation, biological process: receptor-mediated endocytosis; signal transduction. The record is from RefSeq and is a predicted model, not a curated record. Gene Ontology annotation, cellular component: plasma membrane. The coding region runs from base 159 to 1640 and encodes 493 amino acids. Lineage: Eukaryota; Metazoa; Chordata; Actinopteri; Perciformes; Anarhichadidae. Gene Ontology annotation, molecular function: transmembrane signaling receptor activity.
UCUACAGCUAGCAGCAGGCUAGCUCAGCGGUUUACAUGCAGCUGGCCACACGUCCUCCAUGGCAUUACUAACAAGAUGCGCCGUGUUUUAACUUUUUAACCAUCCCCCUCUACCCUCCAGCUCUUUCAAGCCGGAGGUUACUGUUAUGGUUUCGGAGAAUGGAAACGGACGACGUGUCGGUUCGAGAGCAACUUUUCCACAACCGCGUACGGGAGACCAUAAUCUGUGUGCUCCUGUUCACAUGCCUCUACAUGGUGUCCUACCUCAUACUUACCCACUUCAAGAAGAAUGCCGAGUUUGUCACAGAUGAUAUUGAAGAUGCCACCGUCAACAAAAUUGCGCUGUGGCUGUGUACGUUCACCCUGUCGGUUGCAGUGUGUGCCGUGCUCCUUCUCCCCAUCUCCAUUCUGUCCAAUGAAGUGCUGCUCACCUUCCCACAGAGCUACUACAUGCAGUGGCUCAAUGGCUCUCUUAUCCACGGAUUGUGGAACCUAGUGUUUCUUUUUUCCAAUGUGUCUCUGGUCUUCCUCAUGCCCUUUGCCUACUUCUUUACCGAGUCUGAGGGAUUUGCGGGAUCCAGAAAGGGCGUGAUGGCACGAGUGUAUGAAGCGGUUGUGCUGCUGCUGCUGCUCGCUCUGCUUGUGCUGGGCAUUGUUUGGGUUGCAUCGGCCCUCCUCCACGACAACAUGGCAAGGAAGAGCCUCUAUGACCUGUGGGAGUAUUACCUUCCUUAUCUGUACUCGGGCAUCUCUCUGUUUGGAGUGUUGCUGCUUUUGCUGUGCACUCCCUUUGGAUUGUCCCGGAUGUUCAGUGUAACCGGCAGUCUUUUGGUCAAACCGCGGCUGUUGGAAGAUGUAGAAGAUACGUUGAGCUGCACCGCAUUUGAGGAAGACUCGCUCUCCAGGAAACUGAACAGUGGCGGUACGACGUCGUGCUGGGUCAGGCUGAGCGUGGAGGCGAUGAAGAAAGAUUACCUAACAGUCCAGAGCAAGCGCAUUGCCCUGGAAAUGCGGCGGAAAGCGUCCCCGUGGCAGCGAAACCUGGGCUAUCCACUGGCCAUGCUGGUGCUCCUCGCUCUGACGGUGAUGUGUGUCCUGAUGGUCUGUUUCAAUGUGUUGGAGUUGCUCCUGGAUGAGACGGCUAUGCCCAGAGGAAUGGAGGACCCUCACCUUGGGAUGGCCUCCUUCUCCAUGUUUGGCUCACUGGGCGCAGCAGUUCAAGUAGUCCUCAUCCUCUAUCUGAUGGUGUCCUCAGUGGUGGGUUUCUAUAGUUCUCCUCUCUUUACUGGCCUCCUGCCUCGUGCACAGGACACCCACCUCACACAGAUAAUUGCAAACUGUGUUUCACUGCUUAUUCUGAGCUCAGCACUGCCGGUGUUUUCACGCACACUUGGGAUCACGCGCUUCGAUCUACUGGGAGACUUUGGUCGGUAUAACUGGCUGGGGAACUUCUACAUCGUCUUCCUGUACAACAUGCUGUUUGCUGGUCUCACCUCCGCCUCCCUGAUCAAGACAGUCACCUGGGCUGUACAGAGAGAGCUCAUCCGUGCCUUUGGUCUCCACAGACUGCCUUUGACGGUGUCCCGCUCCACCGUCCCCUUCAGACUCCUCCUGGCCAGUGGACUGUCAAAAAUCCAGUGACUUUUCCGCCUCGCCACUGCCUCUCCUAACCUUUAGAAACUGAGUCACUUCAAAUGUGCACCUAUUGGAUUAAAGACAUUUGCAAUGCAGACACUUUGCCAGUUGCUACUUGGUUCACGUCGCCCCGUGUGAAGAGACCAGAGAAGUUGACGGGUCUGUCUGCACCGUGUCCAGUGAGAGCUCUGCUUGAAGCUUUAAUGACCAAUGUAUCAGGGUCCAAUUUUUGUGCAGGUCUUUGAGUGCAGGGACAAGUAUGCAAGCGGUUAGCUGAGUGAUGGUUACAACUGGAACAAGGGGAAAAGGGAUAUAAGCCGUAUUGGCAGUCCUGCCAUAGUGGACAAUAAGAGAGCAGUCCUCCCACAAAACCCGAUGCCUCAUGAAAAGAGGAUCUAGUCGAUAGCCGUUCAGUUGAUGCAUGUGAAAGUCAGCAGAGCUAUUUUGAAAUAUUUCAUUGGAACUGUGACGUAAUUUCCUCUUCCUGCUCCAGGUCGACUGAGUGCACUCUCUUUCUGUGGCUUCCCCACGCUUUACCCUCUUCAGUUGUUCCACUAUUUUAAGAUUGGGAAUCUUACUUCCAUGUGUUUGGUGGUCCAGUCUGCACCAGUGUUAUGGACGUUAAUGAGAGGGAAUUUUUAUUGGGAGCAAAUGGGACACAGAGUACCAUGUCUAUCUAUGGAUCUGCAGGUUACACAGGGAAUAUGCGAGUGAGGUAAUAAUCUCAGUGUUGGAACACUUUUACAAAUCCAGUUUAAUAGUAGAAUGAAGAACGUUUUCUUUGGUGAUUUACCAUUAAGCAGGGUUUUUACUUUUGUAGAUGACAGUCUGAGGAUUACUCAUUCAUUUACGAAAAAACGCUAAAAAGAAAGCUUUACACGUGCAACCUUUUGAAUGCCAUGUGACGCUCACUAGGAGGACCAUUUGCCUUUGACCAAUCAAACUGUGAAUUAUUAAGAAUAUAUGCGGGGAAAGUGCAAUAUUUUAUAAGUAAACGCACACUUUUUAACAUUACCAAAAGUAAUUUCUAAAUCUUCUGCAUGGUUUAUUUUAAUCUUCUGUGAAGUAUUUUUCUCAUCUCAAUCAUCUUUGAAGCUUAGAAUAGUUUCAAGAAGCGAAUGUGACCAUCAAGCCGUGCAAUCUUCCUGGUGUCAGUUUUUGUAUUUUCAUAAAUUCUGUGAUGUUUAUCAGCUAUAUCUCAUCAUUUGCAAUGUGUUGGUGACCCUGUGUCACCGUUUGCCUUUGCUGCUGUAUCAGCAGGUUAUUAGCUGUUGGUUUGACCAGCAGGGGACAGUGUCUCUCAAACCCAACACCAGCAUCUCUCUCUCCCCUUAGGUAUUAUAUGCAGUAUAUAUAUAUAUGUAUAUAUAUAUAAUGCACUCUGAGGUUUACUCAUUUUACUUUUUCUGGGAAUUUUCUGUUGGUUUUUGGGAACACAGAGUUUAUGAUGUACUGUAUACUGUAUUUAUGGGCAUUUGGGCAUUUUGGGAUCUAUACUUCAUAUGUUGACUCUUAGGAUUUUUAACUUUGUUAAAAUGUUGAAUGUGAUUCAGUUGAGACAAAAAUCUUGAGUUCUCAAAGAUUAAAAAUGUUUGUUUACUUUUGAAAUGCUCUGAUGUUUGAGAUUUUCUGAACAGAUUUUCUAACCAUCACUGUUUUAUGAGCAGAAAGCAAUAAAAUCAUCUUGUGUUUUUA